Messenger RNA from Musa acuminata subsp. malaccensis (wild Malaysian banana), 2637 nucleotides. Lineage: Eukaryota; Viridiplantae; Streptophyta; Magnoliopsida; Zingiberales; Musaceae. The record is from RefSeq and is a predicted model, not a curated record.
GUGAGUUGGCUUCGGCUCGGCUCGGCGCGGCUCGGCUUCGGUGAUCCACGUUUAUAUAACCUCUGGGGGACAAACUUGCAUCACGAAUCGCAAGGUAACGGGCUUGACCACGUGUACUUUAACGAGUCCGCCCCCUGGGGGGUCCCUGUAUUCGCCUUCCGAAGAGGGUAGGGCUCGUUUCCCCAUCACAUCUACCUCUUUCCUCUCUCCCCAUCUUCGUCGUGACUCCACUUGCAGGCUCCCCUCUUUUGCUUUCGGUGAUUGGAAUCGGAGAGUUGCGGGAUGAAUCCCUUGUUGGUAGUUGUGUUCGCACGAUCUCAAUUGCGGUGUUGAGGACGAGGCCUGGAUGAGGAAUGGUGCAUGAGAUCUUGCGAGAUUUCUGAAUCCGUGGGAGUGGGCGCGAGUUGAGUUGCAGGGGAUUGGCACGGGGAUGGGCUCGUUUUGGUCCGACGAGGACCGGCAGGUGGCGGUGGCUGUGCUUGGCCACCAGGCCUUCGACUACCUCAACGCUCUGCAUACGUCCUUGUCCGAUGGCCACCUCACCGCCGUUGGGGGCGGGGACGCCGACCUCCAGACGAAGCUCCAGGACCUCGUCGAGGGCACUUCCUCAUCCUGCUCUUCCGUCUCCGCCUGGGCCUACGCCAUCUUCUGGCAGAUCUCCCGGUCCGGGUCCGGUGACCUUGUCCUCGGCUGGGGCGAUGGCCACUGCCGCGAACUCAGUGACGGAGAGGAGGAGGGCGGCAUCCAGCGCCUCCCCCUCGACGGCGCCAACCAGAAGAUGCGGAAGCGGGUGCUCGAGAAGCUCCACACGCUCGCCGGCGGCUCCGCCGACGAGAACUAUGCGCUCCGGCUCGACCGCAUCACCGACGCGGAGAUGUACUUCCUGGCGUCCAUGUACUUCUCGUUCCCCAAAGGGGAGGACGCCCCGGGGAAGGCGCUUGCGUCGGGAAAGCACAUAUGGAUCUCGGAGGCGGGGCUGAACUCGCCGGUGUGCUCCAGUUACUGCGUCCGGACGUUUCUUGCGAGGUCGGCGGGGUUCCGGACGAUCCUCUUCGUGCCGUUCGACACCGGAGUGCUUGAACUGGGUUCGAUGGAUCCGGUGCCGGAGAGCUUCGAAGCGCUGCACACGAUUAGGUCGGUGUUCGGUCAAGGCCGUAAUAAGGCGGCGGCGGCGCUGGCGGCCGGGGAGAAGAUAGGUGAGAACCACGGCGCUGUUUCGGCUUCCCGUUUCGGGGUCGGCGGCCACGUCGCGGAGUAUCCAAAGAUCUUUGGGAGGGACUUGCGCCUUGGGCACGCUCAGCUCAACGAGAGGGCCAGGGCUUUGAUCGUGAAGCCGGAACAGAGGCCAUCGGAGUUGAUCACGAAGCAUGGAGAUCACCAUCAAAAUAUCCCGCCCACCAAUGGUGCGACGGUGCUCCAAUGGAAUCAGAGUCGCAUCGCGACCUCUCACCAGCAGAAGCUUGGCAAUGGCGCACCACCACAUGGUCGGCAUAUUAGCGGGGUUGUCGGUCAAGACCUCCGGAAGAACCAAUCCCAGCCUCAGAAGCCGCCGCCGCCUGCGCCGCAACCGCGUCGCCAGCAACCGAUGCCGCAUCCGCUGCCACAGUCGGGGCAAAUCGAUUUCAGCACAGGGGAGGCUAAUUCUGCUUCUGUUGGCGUCUCGGUCGGUCGUUUGGGAGCGGUGGACACGGAGCUCUCGGAUGUCGAAGCCCCGUGCAAAGAGGAUAAACCAGGUACGAUGGAGGAGCGGAAGCCAAGGAAGAGGGGCCGGAAGCCCGCAAACGGCCGGGAAGAGCCUCUCAACCAUGUGGAAGCCGAGCGCCAGAGGAGGGAGAAGCUCAACCAGAGGUUCUACGCCCUACGCUCGGUGGUGCCCAAUAUCUCCAAGAUGGACAAGGCCUCCCUGCUCGGCGAUGCCAUAUCCUACAUCACCGAGCUCCAGAACAAGCUCAAGGAGAUGGAGGCGGAGAGGGAGAUGUGGGGCGACCCGUCAUUCAUGGACCGCAAGCGCCGGGCUUACAUGCAUCCUGAGAUCGAUGUCGAGGCAGCACAGGACGAGGUUAUCGUUCGCAUGAGCUGCCCGCUCGACGUGCACCCCGUCUCCAAAGUCAUCCAAGCUCUCAAGGACCUGCAGAUCGAUGUGGUGGACUCGAAGGUUGCUGCAAACAGCGACAGUGUCCUGCACACGUUUGUAGUGAAAUCGCCGGGCGCAGAGCAGCCCACCAAGGAGAAGCUAAUUGCCGCUCUUACGCAGGAGUUGAACGCCACAUAACCGCCGACAGCCAGUGGAAGACGUUGCAGCAAUGGAACAUUGUGGAUGUUUAUACUUGUACCAGUAUUCAACAAAGCUAUAAUCUUCAUAGUCAGUCAGAUCACAUCUUCGAUUGCUUGACUCCUUAUGUUCUCUAGCCGCCGCUUGCAGCAGUUCUAAAGAGGAGUUGAACUUGGUAUCCUCCAUGACCUUUCUAUGUCUGCGGAAGAGCAGCUCUGGAGUAAAAUUUUAUUGACCUAUAUGGAUACACUCCUCUACUUGUUGUGGCCUCGUUCUUCUUCUUGGCUGUUGCAAACCGAGCUUUUUAGGAUUCUAAAUUCUCUAUCCAAGUUCAUUUAAUUUUCGAAUGACACUGAAUUAUUUUC